UGUCUGUGUGUGUGUGUAAUUGGGGGGUGGGGGGCGUGCCGUGCCGUGCCACCGUAUACAGCAGCAUGUAGCACCUGGAAGAGCGCUUGCACCAGUUCCCUGCGGUGUCGUGAAGCGGCGGCUCUUCGGGGUCGGACGGACGGACGGCGGAACGGACUCUGACCGUGCACGCUGGAUCGCAUCGGGCUGGAGGGGGGGGGAGAGUACUACUGUAUACACGGGGUUGCCGUCGACGUGAAAAGGACGGCGUGUGUUUAUUUCCUCUUGGUCCAUGGUCGUUGAGGAAGCUUCCAUUUUGAGUCCCGUGUCGACCGAGAGAAUCAUGGCGAGCGACUCCCCUGCCCGGAGUCUGGACGAGAUAGACCUGGCCGCACUACGGGACCCAGCUGGUAUAUUUGAGCUGGUGGAACUUGUUGGCAAUGGAACCUAUGGGCAGGUCUACAAGGGUCGUCAUGUUAAAACAGGCCAGCUUGCUGCCAUCAAAGUCAUGGACGUCACAGGGGAUGAGGAGGAGGAGAUUAAGGCGGAGAUCAACAUGCUGAAGAAAUACAGCCACCACAGGAACAUUGCUACGUACUAUGGAGCCUUUGUCAAGAAGAACCCCCCUGGCAUUGAUGAUCAGCUAUGGCUGGUGAUGGAGUUCUGUGGCGCUGGCUCGGUGACAGAUCUGAUCAAAAACACGAAAGGAAACUCUCUGAAAGAAGAAUGGACCGCCUACAUCUGCCGAGAAAUUCUCAGGGGUCUGACCCAUCUCCAUCAACACAAGGUUAUUCACAGAGACAUCAAAGGCCAGAAUGUGCUGCUGACCGAGAACGCUGAGGUCAAACUAGUGGACUUUGGGGUGAGCGCCCAGUUGGACCGCACCGUAGGUCGAAGGAACACGUUUAUUGGUACUCCAUAUUGGAUGGCCCCAGAGGUCAUCGCCUGCGACGAGAAUCCUGAUGCUACAUAUGACUUCAAGAGUGACCUGUGGUCACUAGGUAUCACAGCCAUCGAGAUGGCAGAGGGAGCGCCACCACUGUGUGACAUGCAUCCAAUGAGAGCUCUCUUCCUCAUCCCGCGAAACCCGGCCCCCAGACUCAAAUCUAAGAAGUGGUCUAAGAAGUUCCAGUCCUUCAUAGAGAGCUGUCUGGUGAAGAGCCACAGCCAGAGACCCAGCACGGAGCAGCUUCUCAAGCACCCCUUCAUCAGGGACCUACCCAACGAGAGGCAGAUCCGCAUCCAGCUCAAAGACCACAUCGACCGCACCAAGAAGAAGAGGGGUGAGAAGGAUGAAACGGAGUAUGAGUACAGUGGGAGUGAGGAAGAGGACGAAGAAAGAGACAUAGGAGAGCCUAGCUCCAUCAUCAACAUCCCCGGGGAGUCCACCCUGAGGCGGGACUUCCUGCGCCUCCAGUUGGCCAAUAAGGAGCGAUCGGAGCGGAGGCAGCAGCUAGAGCAACAGCAGAAUGAGGAGCACAAGCGCCAACUACUGGCAGAGAGGCAGAAACGCAUCGAGGAACAGAAGGAGCAGAGGAGACGUCUGGAAGAGCAACAGAGGCGGGAGCGGGAGCUGAGGAAACAACAGGAGAGGGAGCAGAGGAGGCGUUACGAGGAGAUGGAGCAGCUCCGCAGGGAGGAGGAGAGGAGGCACGCCGAGAGAGAACAGGAGUAUAUCCGAAGACAGUUAGAGGAGGAGCAAAGGCAGCUGGAGAUUCUACAGCAACAGCUCCUGCAGGAGCAGGCCUUACUUCUGGAGUACAAGAGGAAGCAGAUAGAGGAACAGCGGCAGGCUGAGCGGCUCCAGAGACAGCUGCAGCAGGAGAGAGCCUACCUGGUGUCUCUCCAACAGCAGCAGCAGCAGGAGACUCCUCGGCCUCCUCAGGACAAGAAGCAGCUGUACCACUACAAAGACCAGGCCCCCAGCAACAACGACAAGCCUGCCUGGGCCAAAGAGGUGAUGCGUCGAGCCCAGAGCAACUCGCCUCGCAUCCCCCCCAAGAAGCACCACUCCUUCAACCUCCCGCGAGACCCCAUGCUGUCCAACCUCCUCCGACUUCCUGGUUACAAACCUCGGCCCCGCCCCCCUUCCUACCCCGCCCAUGGCAGUCCCUCCAGGCAUAGUUUCCGCCGUUCGGACCAAGUCAUUGUCCCUCGAAUCCGUGUGAUCUGUGCCCCCAACCCUAACCCCGCCCUCGACUCCUCUCAGCCAGUCGUCAUGCGCAGGCGGAGUCCCGCGAAGAGCUCGGACUCCAGGGGACGGAGCCCAGGACGCCGGCAUAAAGUGGCCAACCGGAUCUCUGACCCCUCGCUGCCCCCCCGCUCUGAGUCCUUCAGCAGCGGAGGCAUCCAGCAGGCCAGGACCCCCCCCAUGCACCGCUCCGUAGAACCACAGAUGGCCCACCUGGUACAGGUGAGGACCCACGGUCUGUCGGGCUCCCAGUCUCUGUACGAUCCCCACGGCGUGUCCUCCCCCUCCCGGCCCCCCAUGCCCCGGCAGAACUCUGACCCCACCUCUGACACCCCUCCCCCACCGCCCCUCCCCCGCCUGGCACCCCCCCUCGACAAGCUGGACCGCAGCUCCUGGCUGCGACCGGACGACGACACGCCUCCCAAGGUUCCUCAGAGGACGACCUCCAUCUCCCCUGCUCUGGUCAGGAAGAACUCCCCCGGUAAUGGACCGGGACUGGGACUCCGCCAAGGAGCACACCACAUACGAGCAAGCAACCCUGACCUGCGGCCCGUCCUCAUGGAUACGCCCCUGAAGAGGACGAGCAGUGGCAGCUCCUCCAGCUCCAGUACACCCAGUUCCCAGGGAGGAUCCAAUGAACGGGGUAAUUUAGCGAGUAAGAAUGAAGGGAGUAUGGCAGCUUCUCAGGAGACCAAAGAUGACACCAGAGAGGUGACACGACCAAGCAGACCUGCAGACCUGACAGCCCUGGCCAAAGAGCUCAGGGAGCUCCGGCAAGGAGAGGAGACGAACCGCCCGCCUGUCAAAGUGACGGACUACUCGUCAUCCAGUGAGGAAUCCCACAGCAGUGAGGAUGAGGAAGGAGAGGGUGGGAUGAACGACGGGACAGUUGCUGUCAGUGACAUACCUCGGAUUAUGCCGGCUGCAAGUCGUAGUGCCAAUGAGUCAUUUGGGAUGAUAGGAGGUCACAACGACACCCAUGGCGACUCCUAUGGAGACAGCUCCCAGGACAGCACCCUGAUGAUGCGUGAGAAACACGGGGAAAGGAGGCGGAGCUCUGCCGCUAGCAACGGUUUCCCCGGCAAUACUAAUCUGUUCCUUGGCAACACCAAUCUGCCCGAUCUAGUGCAGCAAAGCACCUCCCCCCUGGUCUCCCCUGGUGAUGGCUCUGGGUCACAACAUGGGAUGAUGGGAAGUGGGAGUGGCUCCAAGGCCUCCUUCACACCAUUUGUUGAUCCAAGGGUUUACGGGACCUCCCCUACUGAAGACGACGACGAGAAUUCUGCCUCUGCUCUGUUUGCUGAUGAGCUGAUGAGACAGGAGCAGGAACAAGCCAGACUGAACGAGGCCAGGAAGAUCUCCGUGGUCAACGUCAACCCCACCAACAUCAGACCUCACAGCGACACGCCUGAGAUCCGCAAGUACAAGAAACGCUUCAACUCCGAGAUCCUCUGCGCCGCACUCUGGGGGGUGAACCUGUUGGUGGGGACAGAGAACGGCCUGAUGCUGCUGGAUCGGAGUGGUCAAGGGAAGGUGUACAACCUCAUCAAUCGACGACGCUUCCAACAGAUGGAUGUUUUGGAGGGACUUAACGUCCUUGUCACCAUAUCAGGGAAGAAGAACAAGCUGCGCGUGUACUACCUGUCCUGGCUGAGGAACAGGAUAUUACACAAUGACCCGGAAGUAGAAAAGAAACAGGGCUGGAUCACCGUUGGGGAUCUGGAGGGUUGUGUGCAUUACAAAGUCGUUAAAUAUGAAAGGAUUAAGUUCUUGGUGAUCGCUCUGAAGAACUCAGUGGAAAUCUAUGCCUGGGCCCCCAAACCCUACCACAAGUUCAUGGCUUUUAAGUCAUUCACUGACCUACAGUACCGACCUCAGCUCGUCGACUUGACUGUGGAGGAAGGACAGAGGUUAAAGGUCAUCUAUGGCUCUAGUGUGGGAUUCCAUGUCAUCGAUGUGGACUCUGGCAACCCCUAUGACAUCUACAUCCCCUCCCAUAUUCAGAGUCAGGUGACCCCCCACGCCAUCGUGGUUCUGCCCAAGACGGAUGGAAUGGAGAUGUUGCUGUGCUACGAAGACGAGGGUGUCUACGUCAACACCUAUGGGCGAAUCACCAAAGACGUGGUGCUUCAGUGGGGCGAGAUGCCCACCUCCGUCGCCUACAUCCACUCCAACCAGAUCAUGGGCUGGGGAGAGAAGGCCAUUGAGAUCCGCUCCGUGGAGACGGGACACCUCGACGGAGUUUUCAUGCACAAGCGAGCUCAGCGACUGAAGUUCCUCUCCGAGAGGAACGACAAAGUGUUCUUUGCCUCUGUGCGCUCUGGAGGCAGCAGUCAAGUCUUCUUCAUGACCCUCAACAGAAGUUCGAUGAUGAACUGGUAAACCCCGCCUCCACCCCUCCCGCCCCCUUUGACCCGCAACCUUCCACCUCCCUCUGCACAAUCGCCAGCCAGGUGAGAGGACGGAGGGACAGCAAGAGGCUGAGAGGACAAGGGGAUGAGGAAACAAGGAGCCACUGAAUGAAUCAGUGAGUGGCUGUAGAGAACGUCUGAACGCAGCCACGCGAGCUCGUGUGUCUCCAACAAAGCUGGCCUACAUCUGUUGUGGGAACUACAGGCCUCAGAACCAGCUCAACUGUAGGGCAAUAUUGCUGCUGGACAAGCCAAGGUGGCGCUGUCUACUUCUUGUGGGUGACACCUUCUCUUCCUCUGAGUACUAUUCCAUCUAGUUGGGCUCUAUUUUAUUCCUGGAGAGCUUUGAUUGGGACUGGAAAGGACAUUAUCCUCGUGCUGAACAGCCUUAGAGUCCCCCAUUUGACCCAGUGUGUAGCACAGGGCACACAUCUGUCAUGUCCACAACAGCUGUCUGGGAGUGCUGUUGAAAAUGUGCAUCUUUGUCGUCUCUUCUCCAGCUGGGGAGGAAAAGAUCCAAAUACAAUGAAAGAGCAGUUUAUUUUGUAUGAGGUGUAGAUCUCUCUUGUGUCAGCGUCAUUUUACACCGGUUUAAGAACACCCUCGACACAGCGUUGGGUUCAGGCACUAUGGCUACCAAACCAUGUCCUUUCAUUGUGUUUCUAGUGAAAUAGGGGAGGAAAGGUUGUAGAUAUUGUAUUAAUGUUGAGAUAGCAACACACGAAAAAAAAAACCCAAAUCUUAGCACAGUUUUCAAGAAAAGAAGUUUGCAUAGUCUAGAUGCCAAUCUUUGGUCGCUUCACUUUUGGUCCCCUGUUUCUCUUCAGCAUUUCUCUUUCCGCCGGUCUGUGCGCGUUACACUUGUGUAAAUAUUCACCUUGCUGUUAAAGAAUUGACAUUUUGCCGAAUGGCAGAGUGAGCGAAAACCACGGAGAAAAAAAAAAUCAAAUCAAAAAGGUUUUCUAAUUUACAUUUUGCCAUACCGCUCUGUUUAAAUGUCCAUUUCUGUGCUCUCUAAAACAGUGAUUUCAUUGUUGAAAGGGUCUUCGUUUUAUUCUUAUUCCUUCGCUGUUUGAGAGGGUUUUUUGUUUUGUACCUUUGCAUGGCAGCAUUUUGAUUCUACCUGUCACCAGUUACUGAGUUGUCAGUUAACAGGCAAUAUACCGGGUUGUCUGACUGUGGGAUAAAGUGUGUUUGUUGAAGGAUGAGUGCUAAAUGUGAGCUCAAAAUGUACUUCUUUUAACUGCCUCAAAUUAGCAGUAAGCAUAAUCAGAAUUGUAAAUGCACACAAUUUGAGCUACAAUAGCCAAAGUUUAGCAUCUUGAAUUGUAGCCAAAGAUGUACGGUCAGAUAAAUCAAGUGUGUGUGUGUGGGGGGGGGGGGGUAAAUGCGUUAUGUUAAACUCAUAUUUUUGGCAUUCUGUUCAUCUGCUUAUCUAGAGCAGUUUAUAUAAAGAUUGAGCAAAUAGGGGAUCAGUGUCUUACGCAUAGACUCUUUGAUAAUAAAUCAACAAUGUGGUUUUCUUAAAAGGAUGGAACACGAACCUUGUGGGUUAUUUAAAGGUCUCUAAAUCAUGACACCUUUCCAUGUUAACUUACUAGGCAUAGGAUAAAACUAGAGAAUUUGGGACUGUGAGUUGCCCAUAAGAAAGAAACUGGUGUAACUGGCUCUUCCUUCCCUACUUGCUAUUCCUUCACUCUUCAUUCGUCGAAAAAAAGAGCGAGAUGGGUACAAGUGGUGCCGUUUUAGGCCAGCUGAAACCUUUUAUACCUGCAGGCCUGUAAGCGUUUAUCAAAACCCGAGGAAAGGCAGAGAAAGAGGGGACCA
Messenger RNA from Lampris incognitus (smalleye Pacific opah), 6408 nucleotides. It is a transcript of the gene tnikb, whose product is annotated as TRAF2 and NCK interacting kinase b. The transcript has 33 exons. Bases 272 to 4552 code for a protein of 1426 amino acids. The record is from RefSeq and is a predicted model, not a curated record. Gene Ontology annotation, biological process: protein phosphorylation. Gene Ontology annotation, molecular function: ATP binding; protein kinase activity. NCBI's taxonomy places the organism in Eukaryota, Metazoa, Chordata, Actinopteri, Lampriformes, Lampridae.